CCAGGUAAAUAUCUACCUACGGCAGCAAUGGCAUGACAGGAGGCUGAAAUUUGACUACUCGGGCGAUCCCCUAAGCCCCGAUAUGAUCAAACUGGAAGACGGAAUGUGGAACAAGAUUUGGGUCCCGGAUGUCUUCUUCCGGAACGAGAAGAGGGCGGAUUUUCACAGCGUGACGGUGCCACAGAGGCUGCUGAGGCUAUAUUCUGACGGGAGGCUGUGGUAUGUUUCAAAAAUAACUGCAAAGCUUUCGUGUCCUAUGAAAUUGAAGAAGUACCCCCUGGAUACGCAGAAAUGUCCAUUUAUAUUUGAAAGCUUUGGCCAUACGCUUGAAAGAGUUGUGUACAAAUGGCUGCCAAACUCGGUUGAAAAAGAACCUUUUGAGAUGCCGCAGUACCAGCUCAUAGGCUGGACGCAAAGAGACUGUUCACAGAACUACACCGCAGGUGCAUUUCCUUGUCUUCAAAUUGACUUCCUCUUAAAAAGAGACAUCGGAUUCUACAUGAUCCAGGUCUACAUUCCCAGCAUUCUCAUCGUCAUCCUGUCUUGGGUGUCGUUUUGGAUUGACAUUGACGCAGUUCCGGCGCGCGUGCCUCUCGGACUCCUUACGGUCCUCACCAUGACAACGCAAAGCGCCGGCGCAAACUCUCACCUUCCAAGAGUCUCGUACAUCAAGGCCAUAGACGUUUGGAUGUGUAUGUGUUUGCUUUUUGUAUUUGCCUCGCUACUGGAAUUUGCAUUAGUGAACGUUUAUUCGAGAAAAGAGUUCAAUAUUUGGAGGAGAACAAAUAGUAUGAUGCCUGUGCAAAAUGGCCGAAAGCAUCAUCAUCACCAUCAUCACCGACACGGGAGCGAUGGUGCCGAAGAAGAAAUUCCUUUAAAAAAGGUCGUGACAACUCCGUCAGGUAUCUCACUCCAUAUGAAUGGAAAAUCAGACUAUGCAAGUCUUAGGGAGGACGAAAAACGUUUUCUUAUUGAACACAAACAGAAGGCUAGGCAUAUAGACAAAAUAUCACGAAAAAUAUUCCCAGUUUCAUUCAUCCUUUUCAAUGUCGUUUACUGGGUAACGUACUUUAUGUUGCCGGACGACUGACACGUGGCCCGCGUAGAAGAGGGCGCUGUGAUAUGAUAUCGAAACCGAGGUCAAAUAGGCACCAUUUCCAUUACGUCAUUCGCUCAUCACGUUCUCCAAUCUCAUCAAACAGUAUCGGCUGACAUGAAGGCUUGCUUGAUCAUUUGCCCGCUUCCGCAUACCGAGAUUAACAGAUGCAUGGAAAAGGACGUAAAACAAGUUAGAAAAUGCACUGAGUAUAAUUGGAAGGAAUUAUGAAAGUAAACUGCCUUUUUUCAAGGCCGAAAUGUCAUCGCUGGCUGGGCAGAGUGUAACCUCAAGCCUUGUGGAAAAAUAUCCCAACAGGCGUAUGCUUAAAAUGUCACAUGUAGAACAAAACCCGACAAAAGCCUGAAACGAUAUGCUUACAAGUCGUUAUCCUUGUGUAAGAACCGAUAACAACUGCGGCGCCGUUAAGCUUUGGAGCUACUCGAAAGUGGGGUAUAUUUCGCAUAAUAUGUUUUGUAACUGAAAAAGUAAGUAGGGUAUUUUUUUAGUGAUCAGUUCAGAUCAGUUCAGAUCUCGCUUUUGUGGAGUGGUAAUUAAGAAAGGGUACGUAAGAACAGAUAUGUAAACUAGUUUUUUUUAUACA
Molecule: messenger RNA, 1700 nt
Organism: Lingula anatina
Lineage: Eukaryota; Metazoa; Brachiopoda; Lingulata; Lingulida; Lingulidae
Product: glycine receptor subunit alpha-2
Biological process (GO): monoatomic ion transmembrane transport
Cellular component (GO): membrane
Molecular function (GO): transmembrane signaling receptor activity; extracellular ligand-gated monoatomic ion channel activity
Source: RefSeq, a predicted model, not a curated record